Messenger RNA from Trichomycterus rosablanca, 1197 nucleotides. It is a transcript of the gene fibinb, whose product is annotated as fin bud initiation factor b. Bases 239 to 868 code for a protein of 209 amino acids. Lineage: Eukaryota; Metazoa; Chordata; Actinopteri; Siluriformes; Trichomycteridae. The record is from RefSeq and is a predicted model, not a curated record. The transcript has a single exon.
GGAGGACUGAGUGAGGACAAUCAUUUAAGCUCUGAAGAAUUCUACGAUUUUUCACUUUAAAAAUACUAACAGAGAGAAUAAAAGCAAGAAGAGGACAUCGGAUUCAAAGACUUCCAAAUGAUCUAAUCUGGAUAUGAAUAAUUAAUUGCUGAGAUGUUUGUUAUACAAGAGGCUGCCGUUGACGCUUAACGAAGACUGCUUAAAGAUCAGAGGACUACUUUGGUUGCUGAAUGAAUACAUGAACAUGACACAGGCGCUCGAGUUACUCGCGUUACUCUGUCUGAUUCACAUGCGAGCCGGCGCCGCGUAUAUGGGCCUCCUGUACCCGGAGAUGUCCAACGGCACUUUUCAUCACUACUUUGUACCAGAUGGCUACUAUGAGGAGAACGACGACCCUGAGCAGUGCCAGAUGCUCUUCCGUGUGACUGAUGAGACCCGCUGCAGUCUGGACGAGGACCAGGACUCUGUGAUUAAAGAUGACUUUACCAUUCUCAAGCGGCACGUGGAGGAUGCCGCGCGCGUCCUUGAGGGCAUCGGUCGGAGUGUGGCGGUCGACCUGGAUGGCGAGCACAGCUAUGGCGAGUUCCUGCAGCGUGAGAGCACGCAGAUCAGUGAGGCGUUCGCCAGCUCUGAAAAGUCUCUGCUGGAGCUGGAGGUGAAGUUUAAGCAGAGCCAGGAACAGGAGCUGCGUGAUGAUCACCGGGUCGGAGACAACUUCCUGGCCAUGGUGGUGCACGCUCGUGACUCUAUGCGGGAGACGCUGGACGUUGCGCUCGCGCUCAAGGACAAGCACGAACUCCUGUCCCUUAUUAUUCGCAGCCAUGGCACGCGCCUGAGCCGACUGAAAAACGAGUUCCUGAAGGUGUAAAAGAAGCACGUGCUCACCAAAAACAGGACACAAGAUGGGUAUGGUGAUGCCCUUUUUUUAAAUUAAGUGCAUUACAUGGACAUUUGGCCAACAUAAUGCAGCUAUUUUGUGCAAUAACUUAACAAAAUACAGGCUUUUGUAUGUAGGUAGACUAAGUAUAAGACAUUUUACUUUUGCAAAACAUCAUAUAUGUCUACUUAUUUCUUUUAGUGACUUACCAACAAAAUCAGGGUGAAAAACUUGUCCCACAAGUGAAGGGACAAGGUGCACAUUUCUUGUAUUUGGUCUUAUCUCAGUUGUAACAGAGCCAUAAGACAGUUGUAACAUUU